AUGCCCGCACUGCUUGGCGGUAUUGCGAUGGCGUCCGUCGCUGCGCUGUCCAUGCCCGCUUUCGCAAUCCUCUACGGUCUCGUAUUUGGUCAAUACACAAGCUAUGGCGAAGGAUCGAUAAGCAGCAGCCAACUCAUGAGCAACAUGGCCAGGUUCUGCGUAAUUCUUACCGCUCUCGCAACACUCAACUGGAUUGCCAAUAGUUUCUACUAUCUCUUCUUUCUCAUGUUCGGAGAGCUCCAGGCGAGGAGUGCUCGCAACAGAAUCUUCGAUGCUCUUAUCAAAAAGGAUAUGGCUUGGUUCGAUACGCGGGAGGAUGGAAUCGCCGCAUUUCUGCCGACAGUACAGAUGCACGUGCGCGACUUGCAGCUUGCAGUAUCAUCUCCUUUUGGCGAAGCUGUCCAGUCGCUCGUGCAAGGUGUCGCAUCCUUGGGGGUCGCUUUCUACUAUUCGUGGAAUCUAACAUUGGUCGUCACAUUCUCAUAUCCUUCACGCGCAGACGAGACUGCCAUUCGAGAUGCUUCGCUUCUGAUCCGGGCUGGAGAGACGACCUUUGUCGUCGGCAAAAGCGGUUCCGGAAAGAGCACACUAGGACAACUUCUCGUCCGCUUCUAUCGGCCUUCUUUAGGACAGAUCUUCCUGGAUGACGUUCCACUCGAAGAUUUGGAUGUCAAAUGGUUACGACAGAAUGUCACGCUUGUUGAGCAGCACAGCGUACUGUUCAAUGAUACUAUCCGCCACAAUCUCGCUCUUGGUCAGCUAGGUGAUGCAGUGGAUAUGCAAGAUAUCCGCAAUGCAGUCAAGUUUGCUAUGCUAGAACCUGUUAUGGAGAGCCUUCCCAAUGGACUGGAUACUGAACUCGGCAUGAAGGGCGGCUCAUUGAGUGGAGGGCAGAGACAAAGAAUGGCUCUAGCUCGAGCUAGGAUUCGGAACUCGCCGGUGCUGAUCCUGGACGAAUCAACCAGUUCUCUUGAUUACGUUACACGAGCCGAGAUGCUUGACGCUAUACGAAGCUGGCGGAAAGGGAAGACAACGAUUAUCAUUACCCAUGACAUCUCGCAGAUCCGACCCAACGACUUCCUGUACUUGCUGGACAACGCCCGGGUAGUACAACAGGGGCGUCGAAAAGAGCUCGAGUCACAAAAUGGAUCUUUCAAGUCUUUUCUUGAUACGCACACCGAGGCUGACACAGACGAUGAGUCUGAUGAUCAUGAGGACGACUCCUAUUGGGGGCCUGAAGCUGGUGACGGCAAUGUGUUACACGAGGAGUCACGGACAGCCCGGAUCAUUUCUAUGACACGUCCGCUAUCUGCUGUUCACUUUGGACAGUCAGUGCUGGAGACUUAUUCCGAGAAUACCCGCGCGUCUUGGGACUGUACUGUACCGGUCGAUGUAGGCCCAGGCCCAAGGCUAUCCAUCCAUGAACAGACGGCUGAUAGAGGCGGUAAGAUGGAGCCCAUUGAGACGAAUCAAGCAUCUCCAGAUUCUGUGGCAUCGAGACAUCUCCCGUCUAUGCCGUCUCCUGUCAAGAAAAGGAUCUUAUCGAAAGACCAUGGCUCGAGACCUGUUUCAAGGUCGAAUCUCCACAGACGCUCUCUGUCGUUUUCAAAAGAACAUAGCUCACGUUCAGACCCCAAACUAUCUACGCGACCGGUCUCGCCGAUCGGUCCGUACUCGCGACCCUUUGCGACCAACGAGUCUGUCCCAGUUCUUUCGGACGCACCGAAGAAAUCUUCGAGAAACGAUAAGCUUCUUCAGAGAAUCAAACGCUUCCGCAAAAAGAACCCUAGUGAAGACAAGGAUUUCCCGGCCGCCUCUCUUCCCAUGAAAGAGAUAGUCAUGUCUGUGUGGCCCGCUAUAGGCUGGGGUCCGCGUCUCCUCAUUUUAGCGGCAUCCUUCAGCGCAACGAUUCAUGCUGCAUGCACACCAGUAUUUGCAUGGGUUUUCGCCCAGCUUUUGACUACCUUUUACGUGUCUGGCGCUAGGAAGGAAAUGUCCCAAAAAUAUGCCCUCGUCAUUCUUGGUAUUGCCGCUCUCGAUGGUUUAUCGUGCUACCUCAUGUUCUUCCUCUCAGAUACAGUAGCGCAGGCGUGGACUCUUUCGCUGAAGAAGGAAGCCAUGCGGCGCAUCCUCAUGCAACCACGGAAGUUCUUCGACAAGGAAGAAAACAGCGUGUCGCGGCUUGCCGAGACGUUGGAUCAUUUUGCUGAAGAGGCUCGAAAUCUUCCAGGCCGGUUUGCUUGUGUCUUUCUCACUAUGAAUCUUAUGGUUUGUAUUUCUAUCUUUUGGAGCAUGGUCAUAGCAUGGGAGUUGGCCCUGGCUGCUCUCGCAACCGGUCCUGUUCUCUUCGUAAUCACGAAGUGCUACAACGUUAUCAGCAGCCGCUGGGAAAGAUUGGAGAAUGAGGCCGCUGACAAGGUUGGUCAAGUGCUCCACGACGCGUUCGUCAAUAUCAAGACUGUUCGAUGCCUAGUUUUGGAAGAUUACUUCAAGGAAAGGUAUACCAACGCAACCACCGAAGCCGUGAAUGUCGGCAUCAAGCGCGCAAUAUACUGUGCAUCCAUCCACGGACUUUCAUUCACUGGAGUCAUCUUCGUAACUAUCCUGCUAUACUGGUAUGGAGGUUAUCUCAUGUCGAAAAAUGAGUACACUGUCAAUGAAGUGUUGGAAUGCUUCUUGGUUCUCAUGCUCAGUGUCAAUCAAGUUAGCUAUAUGGCGAACUACGUCACUCAGGUCAACAUGGCAAGGGAUGCUGGGUCACGAUUACUACGUCUCGCACGACUACCAAAGGAUUCACACGAGCUCACCGGCGAAAUUCAGAUACAGUCUGCAGGUGACAUCUCGCUGAACAAAGUCACCUUCAGUUAUCCAGCCCGACCUGAGACCCGAGUACUGCAUGACGUGUCGUUUCAAAUUCCACAAGGGAGCUGCACCGCUAUCGUCGGAUCCUCGGGGGCAGGCAAAUCUACAAUUGCCUCUCUCCUCCUCAAACUUUACCAAGUAGGCAACAACCCACUCGCAUCCUCCAACCCGUCAAGCGAUAUGACCGUCUCGAAUUACGAUAUCAAGACCUUGCAUACUACCAUCCUCCGUUCCCGGAUGUCCAUAGUAUCACAAACGCCCGUCCUCUUUCCCGGCACUGUCGCAGAAAACAUCGCCUACGGCCUAUCCCGUUUACUUCCCGAAACAAGCAUCAAAAGCAUCCGCGCAGCCGCCUCUGCAGCUGGCAUAGCUGAGUUCAUCGACAGCCUGCCCCAAGGCUACAACACGCUUAUCGGCGAAGGCGGCACAUGUCUAUCCGGAGGCCAAGCCCAACGCGUCUCAAUCGCACGCGCCCUCGUUAGAAACCCCGAUGUGCUCAUCCUCGACGAAGCAACGAGCGCGCUAGACGUAACUUCCGCUCAGACCAUCCGCGACACCAUCCUCAGUCUCGUUCACGGCAUCGAAGACACUGGAUCCACUAUAUCCCCACCCACAUCACCCUGGAACCGUUCAGGUUGGUUUUGGGAUGAGAUAGAGGGGAAUUGGGAUUACAAAGUUGGAUAUCCCCUGCAGCAGCGGAUGACUGUGGGCAGUGGUAGUAAUAUGGGCAACAGACCGAAGAAACGGAUGACAGUCAUCAUCAUUACGCAUGCGCGGGAGAUGAUGGCUAUUGCUGAGCACAUUGUUGUGUUGGAUCAAGGAAGGGUGGUUGAACAGGGUAGCUUCAACGAACUGAAGAGGAAAAGGCAAAGUGCUUUUGGAAGGUUGCUAAGGGGUGUGAGGGAGUAA
Molecule: messenger RNA, 3771 nt
Organism: Alternaria viburni
Lineage: Eukaryota; Fungi; Ascomycota; Dothideomycetes; Pleosporales; Pleosporaceae
Exons: 3
Coding region: 1-3771 (1256 amino acids)
Biological process (GO): transmembrane transport
Cellular component (GO): membrane
Molecular function (GO): ABC-type transporter activity; ATP hydrolysis activity; ATP binding
Source: RefSeq, a predicted model, not a curated record